This is a messenger RNA of Parnassius apollo (apollo), 307 nucleotides long. NCBI's taxonomy places the organism in Eukaryota, Metazoa, Arthropoda, Insecta, Lepidoptera, Papilionidae. The record is from the annotation of a GenBank genome assembly.
GUACACUACUGGCUCUCAACAACAAUUGUCAGAUGUUAGCAACGUUGAAAUCUACGAACAUUGUUUAUCAGGACACGACAAAAGUAAACUUUUACGAAAGGCUUUGACGAAUAUUGAGUCUGUAACAAUGCCUGACACUCAAAGUAUGACGAAUAAGAAGGAAAGGCGGAAACGAAAAUUUGAGGAGGCUUCUCCUUUUCUUCAAAUUUUAGUAAUGAAACGUCAGGAGCUUAUAAAUGUUAGCGAAAACCACCAGCUACAAAUUUUACACUAUACAGAAAUGAACAAUUACGGAGUUUUUUCCUAG